This is a messenger RNA of Drosophila busckii, 568 nucleotides long. RefSeq names its product cardioactive peptide (gene CCAP). The record is from RefSeq and is a predicted model, not a curated record. The transcript is spliced from 2 exons. Lineage: Eukaryota; Metazoa; Arthropoda; Insecta; Diptera; Drosophilidae. Bases 49 to 519 code for a protein of 156 amino acids.
GUGCAGGCGUCAAGCGGCUGAAAGCUCAAAAUACCAAGAAGCAAAAAUAUGAAAGCCGUGCUGGAACUUUGUCUUGGCUUUACUGCGCUGCUCAUUUGCGUAGGCUCUGGCCAAGCAAUGUUAGAGAUUGAGAAUAAUGCAGUGAAUCACAAGCUGAGCGGCGUUAUACAAUGGAAAUACGAGAAACGCCCCUUUUGUAAUGCAUUUACAGGCUGUGGACGUAAGCGCACAUCCUAUCCCUCAUAUCCACCAUUCUCAUUGAUUAAACGCAACGAUAUUGAAGACAAACUCUAUAACAAUGAAUAUCUCAACGAGGGUCUAAGCGAUCUCAUCGAUAUCAAUGCCGAACCUGCUGUCGAAAAUGUGCAAAAACAAAUCAUGUCGCAGGCAAAAAUCUUUGAGGCCAUCAAGGAGGCCAGCAAGGAGAUAUUUCGCCAAAAACAAAGCAAACAAAAACAAAUGGAGCAUGAGCAGCAGCAGCAGUUAGAGCAACUUGAGCAGCAGCGUGAGAACAAUUAACGAUGCAAUCAAACUUCCAAACAACUACAAAAAGGCGAUGAAAACUAAA